CUGUGCAUGAUGGAGUGCCGCAGGAGCGCGCUGCAGGACUGGUGUCGCUGCUCGCCCUACUUCUACGGGAGACUGGGUAAUAUUACUGAAUGUGGAGUGAAAGGAAUGUUAUGCAUCGCUAAGCACAUUGAUCAGCUGAAAGCAAUUGCAGAUACAACGUGUAAAUGCUACCAGACAUGUGAUGUAGACAGCUAUGGAAUUCUAGAAGAAAUAUCUACAGAAGUUUCUGAUGAGUUUGAUUUUUUUGGUGGGACCCGAUUCGAAUGGACACUGCCCACCUUCCCGAACAUCAGGUUGAAAAAAGACGUUUUGUUCUCCUCCACGAAUCUUCUGGAGGCAUUUGGAGGCACAGUGAACCUAUUCCUUGGAGCUAGCAUUCUGAGUGGAAUUGAAAUCAUUUACUAUUGCACAAUUCAUCUCUUCUUUUUUAUAUUUAAAAAAAAGAACCCUAUACAUUUCUAGAAACAAGUGUUGUAGACGACAUACAUAUAUAUGUAAAGAGUUAUCGUUUGUUUGUUUUGGAGGUUUUUUUGUUUUUUAUACAAAUUUACAAUUUUACUUUGAUCUGGAUAAAAUUUUCCACACUUGACCUUCAAAAGAAGAGAGGUCACUGUCUACGUGAGCUUUUAAAAAAACCCCGGUCCCUCAUUGCAUUGUUAAUGAUUUCUUAAUUUCCUGGAAAAAGUUAUUUCAUUGUUACUGUUAUAUUUAC
This is a messenger RNA of Bacillus rossius redtenbacheri, 712 nucleotides long. RefSeq names its product sodium channel protein Nach-like. The record is from RefSeq and is a predicted model, not a curated record. Gene Ontology annotation, biological process: sodium ion transport. Bases 7 to 462 code for a protein of 151 amino acids. NCBI's taxonomy places the organism in Eukaryota, Metazoa, Arthropoda, Insecta, Phasmatodea, Bacillidae. Gene Ontology annotation, molecular function: sodium channel activity. The transcript has 5 exons. Gene Ontology annotation, cellular component: membrane.